This is a messenger RNA of Symsagittifera roscoffensis, 2669 nucleotides long. Its product is annotated as synaptosomal-associated protein 25-like. Bases 1693 to 2313 code for a protein of 206 amino acids. Gene Ontology annotation, biological process: exocytosis; synaptic vesicle priming; synaptic vesicle fusion to presynaptic active zone membrane. NCBI's taxonomy places the organism in Eukaryota, Metazoa, Xenacoelomorpha, Acoela, Convolutidae. The record is from RefSeq and is a predicted model, not a curated record. The transcript has 4 exons. Gene Ontology annotation, cellular component: plasma membrane; SNARE complex. Gene Ontology annotation, molecular function: syntaxin binding; SNAP receptor activity.
CUCAGACUGAAAUACUAUACGCUCUGUUGUAUUAAUAUUUAAUUUUUUGAUGCCGUUUCUGUUUCUUCGCAAGUAUAUGUUGGUAUUGCAGUAAAGGUAUUGCCGAGUAGAAUAAAUAACAUUACGGUUGAUUGGCGAAAUAACUCCCAGUAGAACUACUGAUUUACCUUUCUAGUUUUCUUACCAAUUCUUUUUCUCUUUUUUUGUCUUGCUUGCUAAAUAAGCAUUCCAAGUAAUUCAGUAACAUUUUCUUUACAAUUUGGUUAUUGUUAUUUGCUGGUCUGUUUAUUAUCGACGUUUUUAGUGUUAUAUAGUCAAGAUUAAGAGAACUGUAAUUGAAGGAAAACAGAGCUCGCUGUGUAAGUUGACCAAGGUAACUGGUGUUAUGAACAAACAUUGAGUAGUUUGUGCUUAAAUUUCUUCCCCCACCUAACAUCCUGUUUUUAAUCCAUUUUUCUUUCUAUUUCCAACUUACUUACUGCUGCGGUUCUCUUCUGCUACACCAAUUGCCGUUGUUAUCUUUCCUAUACUGAUAAUAGUGCAGAAAUUGAAGAUUCAGAUUCGCAGGUACUCGAAUCGGCCCUCAACUGAGCUUAUCUUUCCACAGCCGGAGAGUACUUGAACACAUUGCAUAGCAACUGAACUGUAUGUACAUCUACUUGCUUUGCUUACUUGCUUGCUACUUACCGCCGUUUAUUCACCCUGCCAACAUUUCAACAUCUUUCACUCAAAUUUAAAUUACUUCAGGCAGCCUCUCUGGGUGCAGUCGCAGUGCCCAUAGUUUAUUUGUUGCCAGAUUUUGACAAGUUUUACUAAAUCGGAUUAGAAAUUUUUGUUAUACCUGGACUCGGGUCAAUAUUUACGGCUGUCUAGAAUUCCCGAGUUAUUCAACUUUCUUUCUGUCUGAAAUUAAUUCAGAUAAGUCUUUUAUCUAAAAAGUGAGUCAAAGUCUCAUAAUUUCCAAUUUUCAUAUCAAACAUUUAUUCGUUGCAACAAAAUCCGAAUUAAUCUAUCAAGCAAAAUCGCUUUUAUUCCAAAUUCUAUCGAAUCAAGUAGUCUAUCAAAAUUUUUCAAUUUCAAAAGUCAUUCCAGUGUAAAAACAUUUCAUUUGUUCAAAAAUUUUUUACCCCAGCUCUUUUACAUAAUCUUCGUUAUGGUAUAGUACCAUUAGUCGAAUCAUUUCAUUAUUCAGACAUCAAAAGUAAUUGAUUUAUUGCAUAACCUUUUCUUAUUUACUCGCAGCUACAAGUAUACAUUUUUGCGAUAAUUUGUGCAGUUGCUCUUUUUGCAGCAGGCAUCACCUCAAAAAUCAGUCAUUAAACUUGUUUAUUUUAGUUUUUUUUUCUCUGGUGAAAAUUAUAUGGUACUACAUUUUCGCUUCCUGUUGCUGCCUAUUAUCUGUUUGCUUUGCAAAGCUCAAAAUCAAUUUUAAUGUUGGUUAUAACUAUAACUGAGUUGUAGUUAAUCAAAAGCUAUUACCUUUCAUUCGUUACUUAUUUCCGGCGCCUCCUACUAGUUAUAUAGAACUGAAUUUCAUUCAAAGUCAGUAAGACUGACAUCCACUUAUCAGCAGAAAUAUAAAUUAGUUAUUUCGUGAACUAUUUAUUUAAUCUCUACAGAAAUUGUUUCUCUUGACUAUUUUGGCUAGUUGUUGGUUAUUAAGCCUAAUUAUAACAGUGAGUAUUGAUAAUAAUGGAAGAAGAAGGUGGUCACCAGAAUGGAGACGUGCACUCCCAGAUCAACGCCAUCACAGAUGAGUCUCUGGAGUCGACCAGGAGGAUGUUGGCACUCUGUGACGAGAGCAAGGAGGGCGCCAUAUCCACAUUAGUCAACCUCGACGACCAGGGUGAGCAACUGGAGACGAUUGAGAAGGGCCUGGACACUAUCAACGCAGACAUGCGAGAGGCGGAGAAGAACCUGAAUGACCUGAACAAGUGCUGCGGUCUCUUCACCUGUCCCUGGAUGAAGGAUGGAGUGGAGAAGGGAGACGAGUACAAGAAGGUGUUCAAAGGGACAGACGAUGGUCCGAUUAGUGCUCAGCCUACUAGGGUGUGUGAUGACAGGAGUGGAGGGGCUAUGAUGUCAGGAAACUACAUUCACAAAAUCACAAAUGACGCGCGCGAGGAUGAGAUGGAGGAGAACAUCAAUGCGGUGAGUGGGGUGAUCACAAAUCUGAAACACAUGGCCACUGACAUGGGCAACGAGAUCGACAGUCAGAACAGACAGCUGGACAGGGUUAACGAGAAGGCCAAUCUGAACAAGAACAGGAUAGAGGAGGCCAAUAAACGGGCCACCAAGAUACUAGCCAAGUAGAGCUGCAGGGGGAAGAGGAGGAGGAAGGAUCAGGUCAAGGCAGAGGUCACAAAAUUGGGUCAAACGUCUACAGUACCAACUAUUUUAAUACGAUUCAUGCACGCAGUUGUCAACAUCUUAGUAAAAGAUACAAUGACGACUAUUUAAAUGGAAAAGUACACAUAAUUAGAAUACAAAGCGAUUGGAUUCAAAAAUGAUGCAUCAGUGACAACCGAAGAAAGUUUUGAAAACUCAAAGUGGCUGAAGUUUUUUUACUUAACGUUAAUUUCAUUUUUGGUGAUUUAUUGAAGACUGGUUAGAAAGGCAUGAUUUGUGUAACAUGAAUGGUAUGAUGAAACCAAAUACCUAUAAAAUCU